CUGUGGCAUCUCCCGGCUUCCGUUGAGCGUCCAACAAGAUGGCAGCCUCCGAAACGGUUAGGCUACGACUUCAAUUUGACUACCCGCCGCCAACCACCCCGCACUGUACAACCUUCUGGCUCCUAGUGGACCUGAACAGAUGCCGAGUGGUCACGGAUCUCAUCAGUCUCAUCCGCCAGCGCUUCGGCUUCAGUUCGGGGGCGCCCCUGGGCCUCUACUUGGCGGAGGGGCUCUUGCCCCCCGGCGAGAGCGCGCGCCUGGUGCGGGACAACGACAACCUCAGAGUUAAACUAGAAGAGAGAGGAGUCACUGAGAAUCCUGCAAUAGUCAGUUGUAAUGAUAAUACACACGCACUACCUAGAAAAGCAAGGAAGCGGGCACUUAAGCUGGAGGAAGAUGAAGAAACUGAAUUAGGUAACAAAAAUCCAAAGAAGCACUGGAAGAAGCAAGAGAACAAUAGUAAUAAUGAUCUAGAAUCCAGAUCUGUCACAGAUCAGAGUGUGAGGACAAAAGGCAAGAGGAAAAUCAAAGCCACAUGUAAGGCUACAGACGAUGAGGAAGAGACCAAAAGGAAAACACCAAAGAAAAGAGAGAAACGUGAAUAUAAGAAACAGACAAGAAUCUCAAAGUCUUCUAAAGCACUGAUAGCAAAAGAUUGGACUCUCCAGAACUAUAGUCCUCUAAAAAAUACUCCUUCUAGAAACAGCAGCCUUGCAAAAGCCAAAAGGAAAGGUGGCUCGAGUAUUUGUACAAAGGGUAGUCCCAGUUCUUCCACAGACUCUGAGUCUUGUACGGAGUCAGUCAGUGAUGGUCACAGCAACGCCAACUUGGAAGUCAAAAAUUCCUCAGAGAAAAUCCCAACUGAGUUAUCAAAGGAUGCACCCUCCACAAAAAAUGCAAACAAAGUGGCGACCAAAACUUCCCUUAAUUCUACUCCUGCCCAGGGCAAAACAACCAGACCAUCAUCUUCUUGUUCAGAUUCUAGUUCGGGGUCAGAUGAACAAUGUAUGGUGACAAAGAGCAGCUCAGAUGGUGUAGCAGGCUUCUUAAAGACAGUAGGCCUCUUUGUGGGAAGAAGUUGCUCAGUUUCUGGACCAACUGCACAGCCUCCAGUUGCUAGUGGAUGGAAGUUCCCAGAUUUAAAUGAUGGCAAACAGGCUCUUGGCCCUCCACCCAAUGUGACUCUUCCCAUCAGUUUGGGAAGAGGAUGGGGUAGGGGAGAGGAACUUUUUUCUUGGAAGGCAGCCAGGGGUCGGGGUAUACGUGGGAGAGGUCGAGGACGAGGACGAGGACAAACUGUCUCCAAUAUUUUAAACAGAAAUACUGAAAGUCAAAAGCAGCAGCAACUAAAUGAAACGAAUCCUGUAGAGAUACAGAAGAAGGACUACAGUCUGUUACCUCUCUUAGCAGCUGCCCCUCAAGUUGGAGAAAAGAUUGCAUUUAAGCUUUUGGAACUAACAUCCAAUUACUCUCCUGAUGUCUCUGAGUACAAGGAAGGAAAAAUAUUAAGCCACAAUCCAGAGACCCAGCAAGUAGAUAUAGAGAUUCUUUCAUCCUUACCUGCCUUGAAAGAACCUGGGAAAUUUGAUCUAGUUUAUCACAACGAAAAUGGAGCUGAGGUCGUAGAGUAUGCUGUGACGCAGGAGAAGACGAUCACUGUUUUUUGGAGAGAAUUAAUUGAUCCAAGAUUGAUUGUUGAAUCUUCGAACAACAUACCAAGUACAGAGCAUGCCUCCACCUCAUAGUUUAUAAAUGUCUUAUUUGUGAAAGUGACUCUAACCUGAACUGUUUUUUAAAAAGACAA
This is a messenger RNA of Erinaceus europaeus (western European hedgehog), 1804 nucleotides long. It is a transcript of the gene COIL, whose product is annotated as coilin. The transcript is spliced from 7 exons. Gene Ontology annotation, cellular component: Cajal body. Gene Ontology annotation, molecular function: U1 snRNA binding; U2 snRNA binding. Gene Ontology annotation, biological process: spliceosomal snRNP assembly. The record is from RefSeq and is a predicted model, not a curated record. Bases 39 to 1745 code for a protein of 568 amino acids. Lineage: Eukaryota; Metazoa; Chordata; Mammalia; Eulipotyphla; Erinaceidae.